CUCUUGCUUGGCUUGUCCUGCGACGGUUGACGGUGUUUCCCUGCCAUGCUGACCUUUGCAGUGCCAGCGCAGCUGACAUCAGCACCCAUAUCUCCUGCACCCAUCAGUAGCCGGUGCGUGCGCAGAAACAAUGAACAGAGAAGCUUUGACAGGGUCGCCUCCAUGCUAUCAGUGGCGAUGACUGCCGCACUGGCACGCUCAAAGUCACGAAGAAAGGUGAUGCUCUUCAGCAGUGACCGUGAUGCAGAUGAGGCCGGUGGCCCUGUUGCAUUGGUCCUACGCUCGAAGCUUCAAGAGUUGGCAAAGACCACCUCGGCGCAGCGAGCGGCCAAGCGGUGGCAGGAGCUGGGCAAUGCUAAAGUGCUGAUGCCCGAGAACUCCAUCCCGUGGGGUGUGACCCACUUCAUUGGAGGAGCUGUGCUGGGUCAAUUUCCAGAGCUUUGCUACAGCUCCUUGCUGCAGCCAUUCGUUGACAAGACUGGGAUGGCAGUGAUUUGCACUCCAUACGAAUUGUCUAGAGAUCAUCAGGAGAUAGCUGAUGUUGCCGCGUCCGACUUUGCAGAGGCGUUUGAACUGGGCGAGGAACGAUUUGGUUGGGCCAAGGACCGAAUGCCUCGCCUGGCCAUGGGCCACUCCCUGGGCGCCAAAUUGCAGGUCCUGCUAUCAUGCCAGCGUCCACAUCCAAUGCUCGCUGGUGUGGCUCUCUUGGCCUUCAACAACUUCGGAGUCGAAGACCAGGCCAGACAGGUGACAUUCACUUCAAAAGCUUGGCACACAAAACACUGGGCGGUAAGAAAUGCAUUGAAGAUCACUUCGGUUCAUUUCGGGAAGAAGAACGUUGCAUGCACUUCAUUGGAAGCUCAAGAAACACUUUUUAUGGGCGGAAAUACAGUGGGCUCACCUUUUUUUUCCGAGACUUGUCUCCGGUGGAAGGGACUCCACUCACUAUAGCGACAUGUACUCGAGGUCCGCCUGCUCCGAGAAGUCUUGAAGACAGUGCAGGGUGAGAUGCACGAUUUAGAAGGUUUUGCAUACUUUUUGUUUUGGAUACUUUGCAAAUCAUUCUUCAGCAUGUCUGCUUGAUGCCGUUAGAUUGACGGCAUGAAAUCCUAGCCGUAACUCGCGCUUACCACGGAGGUUAAGGCACCUGUUUGUUAAAGACAUGUGUUUUCUUAUUUAAAGAACUUUCAUCUUUCAACACUUUCUUUUUGGUUUGAAGUUUAGGGCUUAAAGGCAUCCCAAGGCUAGAGGGCUGUGUCAGUGGGUUCUGAGGCAGCGGUGGGCUGGGUGGUUUGGCCUCGGAGCAGCUCUGGGAGAACUUCUUGGAACCAGCUAUUGGCAGGGCAGCAAAACUUUCUGGACUGCAGUUUACUCCUGGGCCAGAUGAAGUGCUGGACCUGGUGGAGGAAAGCUACAAGACCGACUUACGUACCAGGCUAUUCCGCUUCAGCAAUGAUUCUUUGGACUGCAGUGAGGAGCUGCUGUCAUCCUUUGUGAUGAGAGGUGCCAGGAAGGCUGACAGCUUGGAGAUGAAGGGUGGCCACUUGACUCCGGUGGUGGUCUCGUUGGCAGACAUGGCGCCAGAAGGCGCGAGCGGCGUGGCAGAUCGCCUGAAAGAGCGCUUCGGCGGCUUUGGUGCCUUAGGAAGCGAGGCGGAGCUGGAGGAUCUUGUGCAAGCACUCAUGGACUUUGUCUCUGGCCUUCGUUGACCACUUUUCGGCCGAGAAGCAGCUGAUCAAUUCGUUUGCUAAGCUGCCAGUGAGCCAUUUUCUCGUCUUUCCUUCCAACGUGUACAGGUGUCAACGAACGGCCCUGUCAUUUGCGCG
Molecule: messenger RNA, 1826 nt
Organism: Durusdinium trenchii
Lineage: Eukaryota; Dinophyceae; Suessiales; Symbiodiniaceae
Source: the annotation of a GenBank genome assembly